Molecule: messenger RNA, 912 nt
Organism: Prionailurus viverrinus (fishing cat)
Lineage: Eukaryota; Metazoa; Chordata; Mammalia; Carnivora; Felidae
Gene: SULT6B1
Product: sulfotransferase family 6B member 1
Exons: 7
Coding region: 1-912 (303 amino acids)
Biological process (GO): sulfation
Cellular component (GO): cytoplasm
Molecular function (GO): sulfotransferase activity
Source: RefSeq, a predicted model, not a curated record
AUGGCCAACAAGUCGAAAUUUAUUGACUACAUUGAUGAAGCUCUGGAAAAAUCAAAAGAAACUGCACUUUCUCGCUUGUUUUUCACCCACCAGGGGAUUCCGUACCCCAUCACCAUGUGCACUUCAGAAACUUUCCAGGCCUUGGACACCUUUGAAGCCAGAAGCAAUGACAUAGUGCUUGCAUCUUAUCCAAAGUGUGGUUCAAAUUGGAUUCUACAUAUAAUUAGUGAGUUAAUAUUUGCUGAAUCUAACAAAAAGUAUGAAUAUCCAGAAUUUCCAAUUCUUGAAUGUGGGGACCCAGAAAAAUAUCAGAGAAUGAAACAAUUUCCACCCCCAAGGAUUCUGGCAACUCAUCUCCAUUAUGACAAAUUACCUGGGUCCAUCUUCAAGAAUAAAGCCAAGAUUUUGGUGAUAUUUCGAAACCCUAAAGAUACGGCAGUAUCUUUUUUCCAUUUCCACAACGAUGUCCCUGAUAUUCCAAGCUAUGGCUCCUGGGAUGAAUUCUUCAGACAGUUCAUGAAAGGCCAAGUUUCCUGGGGAAGCUAUUUUGAUUUUGCCAUUAACUGGAACAAACAUCUUGAUGAUGAAAAUGUUAAGUUCAUAUUAUAUGAAGACCUGAAAAAGAACCUGACCGCUGGAAUAAAACACAUUGCUGAGUUCUUUGGAUUCUCUUUAACUGGGGAGCAGAUCCAAACCAUCUCAGCCCAGAGUACCUUCCAAGCAAUGCGAGCAAAGUCCCAGGAAACACACGGUGCCAUUGGGCCCUUCCUGUUCCGCAAAGGUGAAGUUGGUGAUUGGAAAAAUUUGUUCAGUGAAACUCAGAACCAGGAAAUGGAUGAAAAAUUCAAACAGUGCUUGGCAGGCACUUCCCUAGGAGCAAAGUUGAAGUAUGACUCCUACUGCCACCCUUGA